GCAGCUAAUGAGCAGCAGAGAGAGAACUAUGAGAAGCCACCUGCGACGUCAAUGGAAAUUGUGGAGUUUGGAAAUCAGAAGGAACUGAAAAGAAGCAGGGGAAACCAAAGGCAAAAUGAGAAGAACAACUCCUCUGCCUCUCAGGAUGCCAAACUUUCUGAACAUCUCGCUUCAGGCUCAGAUCAAGAAGAGUGUCCUGUCUGUGGGAGAAAGGGCAAAUGCAAAUCACAAUUAAACACACACUUCAGUGUUUCCAUGGGAGAGAAACCAGACAAAUGCAUGGAAUGUGGGAAGAGCUUCAGUCACAAUGGAGAUCUACAUAAACAUCAAAGCACUCACACAGGGGAGAAAUACAAAUUCAUGGAAUGUGGGAAGGCCUUCAGUAAGAGUGAACAUCUCAGUCCCCAUCAGAGGACCCACACAGAAGAGAAACCUUAUAAAUGCAUGGAAUGUGGGAAGAGCUUCAGUGAGGGUGGAACUCUACAUAAACAUCAAAGAACCCACACAGGGGAGAAACCCUAUAAAUGCAUGGAAUGUGGGAAGAGCUUCAGUCAGAGUGGAAGUCUAUGUUUACAUCAAAGAACUCACACAGGAGAGAAGCCUUAUAAAUGCAUGGAAUGUGGACAGAGCUUCAGUCAGAGUGGAAGUCUAUGUUUACAUCAAAGAACUCACACAGGAGAGAAACCUUAUAAAUGCAUGGAAUGUGGGAAGAGCUUCAGUCAGAGUGGAAGUCUAUGUUUACAUCAAAGAACUCACACAGGGGAGAAACCUUAUAUAUGCAUGGAAUGCCAGAAGAACUUCUGUGACAGUGGAACUCUACAUAAACAUCAAAGAACCCACACAGGGGAGAAACCCUAUAAAUGCAUGGAAUGUGGGAAGAGCUUCAGUCAGAGUGGACAUCUACAUUCACAUGAAAGAACUCACACAGGAGAGAAACCUUAUAAAUGCAUGGAAUGUGGGAAGAGCUUCAGUCAGAGUGGAAGUCUACAUACACAUCAAAGAACCCACACAGGGGAGAAACCGUAUAAAUGCAUGGAAUGUGGGAAGAGCUUCAGUGACAGUAGAGAUCUACGUUCACAUCAGAGAACUCACACAGGGGAGAAACCAUAUAAAUGCAUGGAAUGUGGACAGAGCUUCAGUCGGAGUGGAAGUCUACGUUCACAUCAAAGAACCCACACAGGGGAGAAACCAUAUAAAUGCAUGGAAUGUGAGAAGAGCUUCAGUGACAGUAAAGAUCUACGUUCACAUCAGAGAACCCACACAGGGGAGAAACCUUAUAAAUGCAUGGAAU
Molecule: messenger RNA, 1291 nt
Organism: Sceloporus undulatus (fence lizard)
Lineage: Eukaryota; Metazoa; Chordata; Lepidosauria; Squamata; Phrynosomatidae
Product: zinc finger protein 501-like
Exons: 1
Biological process (GO): regulation of transcription by RNA polymerase II
Molecular function (GO): DNA-binding transcription factor activity, RNA polymerase II-specific; RNA polymerase II cis-regulatory region sequence-specific DNA binding
Source: RefSeq, a predicted model, not a curated record